AUGGCAGAAAAGUGUAGCAACCACAAGUACAAGUGGCGAAAGCGCCUCUGGCGGUGGUUCAUCUGGAUACUCAUCAUCAGCUUCAUCCUCCUAGUGAUCAUCCUCAUCGUGUUCGCUAUUCUCCAGCCCAAAAAACCCCGUUUCGUCCUCCAAGACGCCACCGUCUUCAACCUCACUGUGUCGGCCGCUACCCCGAACAUCAUCUCCACCAGCAUACAGGUGACCAUCUACUCCCGGAACCCCAACGACAAAAUUGGAAUUUAUUACGACAAGAUGGAUGUAUACGCCACCUAUCGCCACCAGCAAAUCACUUAUUUCACAGCUAUCCCACCGGUGUACCAGGGCCACAAGGACGUAAACCUAUGGUCCCCUUUUGUCCUUGGACAAAACGUGCCGGUGGCGCCGUUCAAUGGUUUGGCCCUGAGCCAGGACCAGACUAAUGGGGGCAUAAAGAUGGUGUUCAAGAUUGAUAGCCGUGUGAAAUGGAAAGUUGGUUCGUUCGUCACCGGCCGAUACCACCUCCACGUCAGCUGUCCGGCGUUUAUACCGCUCGGAAACAACCAGAACACCGGAAUAUGGAUUGGAAAUGCUGUUAAGUAUCAAAUUUCUCAGAGUUGUAGUCUGAGUAUAUGA
Molecule: messenger RNA, 633 nt
Organism: Fraxinus pennsylvanica
Lineage: Eukaryota; Viridiplantae; Streptophyta; Magnoliopsida; Lamiales; Oleaceae
Source: the annotation of a GenBank genome assembly